ACCACCCUGAUCCGCGAGGUGAACCGCCGCCUCCAGCUGCACCUCGGCGAGAUCCGCGGCCUGAAGGAUAUCAAUCAGAAGCUGCAAGAAGAUAACCAGGAACUGAGAGACCUGUGCUGCUUUCUGGAUGACGACAGGCAGAAAGGCAAGAGGGUGUCCCGUGAGUGGCAGAGACUGGGCAGAUACAGUGCCAGUGUUAUGCACAAAGAGGUUGCCUUGUACCUACAGAAGCUGAAAGAAUUGGAAGUGAGACAAGAAGAAGUGGUGAAGGAAAACCUGGAGCUGAAGGAAUUGUGUGUGUUGUUGGAUGAGGAGAAGGGUGGUGGAGCAGGCAGCCGGAGCUCUAUUGACAGCCAGAUCAGCCUGUGCCAAUUAACUGCCACCAGCACUUACAUAAGAGAUGUCGGUGAUGGGAGCAGUACUUCUAGCACGGGAAGCACAGACAGUCCAGAUCAUCAUAAACAUCAUCCAAGUACGAGCCCAGAACAUCUUCAAAAAGCUCGGGGUGAAGGAAGCCCUGAGCAUCAGAAGCACAGGAGUAUCAGCCCCGAGCAUCUCCAGAAGCCCAGGAGUUCGGGCAGUCCUGAUCAUCACCUGAAAGGACCGAGUCCAGAACAUCAGAAAACCAUUGUCAAAGCACCUGAACAACAAAAGCACAGCAGUAGCAGUCCAGAAACUCUCCCAAAGCAUGUUUUGAGUGGUAGCCCUGAACACUUUCAAAAGCAGAGGCCUGGCAGUAGCCCUGAGCAUCAAAAGCACAGCAGUGGCAGUCCGGAUCACCUUCAAAAGCACACGCCCAGUGGAAGUACAGAACAUCUUCACAAAGUGAGGGGCACGAGCCCUGAGCACCUCAAAAAACACUAUGGAGGGAGCCCAGAGCAUCUCAAGCAUCUCAGUGCAGGCAGCAGAGAAGGUACCCUCAGGAGACAAGUAACAGAUGACCUGUCCCCUCACCACAGAAGUAUAUACAAUGGAAUGAAUGACAACCACCAAAACCAACCAGCCAGACAGCGUGCAGCAAAUAAGCAAACAGAAGCUUGACUGAGUGGGAACUAAACUGACUCUUCAAUCCUUAAUGUGAUGCCAUGGGGACUGGGAGGAGAUUUUUCCUUCAACUCCAGUCCUCAAACUGUCCUCAGAUUCACUGAGUUCAGUAUCUGAAAAGGUGAAGUUGUUUUCUAAAAAUCCAGUAGAUAGAUGAAGCUGAGACUGCGAUUUACUUUGAGUUCUGAGAAAUAUAAUGUGAAAAAACUAUUUGGGUUCUGCAAGCUGGACAGAGACUGCAGUCAGUUCAAUAAAGGCACUGCUAAAUUUACCAUGAUGAAGUGCUGCUUCAUGCAUGAAAUAGAUGCUGUGGUCUUGUGCUGGUGAUUUGAUGAUUUAUCACCUUUAAAACUGUAGAAACAACAUGCAGAACUUGUUUUCAGUGGAUUAUUCGUGUUAUCACUUGUUUGCAUCCCUUGGAAUCUUACAUGAUUGAUAAACAUUUCAAACAAACAGAAGCCCUUGAAAAAUAAAUUUGGAGAUUUUAAAACUGUUCUUUUCACAACAGGAAUGCCCCUCUAUGGCACAGGGCUGAGGGGCUUCUCCUGCUGCAGAGAGACUCGGGUUUGAUGCUGGCACUGGAGGGGGAUGGAAAUAACUGUGCUAUGUAAAUGUGUGCAGCUCAUCCACAAGGAAUGUCUCAUCUCUGUAGUCUUGACUAUGUAAAAGGAGCUGACAAUGUACACUGGAUCCUGUAGGUGACUGGUGCAUAUGGAGUCUUGGCAGAGGAAGGAGCAACUCAACUGCUGAACAGCUCAGCAGUAUCAGGAAUUGCAUUUCUAUGCGUCUACUGAUAGAACUGUCAGUGCCAGUGGCACUUCAGGUGCCACUGGAGACUGUCAAAGCCUUUAUCCUAUGUUGCCUAUCUCCCUAGCACCUGUGUAUUGGAUCUAAGUGGAAAUUUUCAGGUGUGGAGUAACUUUGGUUCCUACCCUACAGCCGUCUGCUGAGCCCACUGGCUUAGCUUUGGUUAGAGGGUGUUGCAUUAUCCUCAGUUAUACACGGGCUCUCAUGCAGUUCCAGGAUGGCAGAAGGGUUCGCCAGCGUCUUGGCUAACCAAAGCAAAGGCUCAGCAUAUUUCCAUAUUUUUUGUUUAUUUUCCAAUUAAGAAAAGCUACACUUCUGUGAGCGUGGCUCUUCUCACUGUUUAGGUAAUGGGGAAAAAAUAUCUUUUGAAUCAAUUUUAAGUAUGGUUAAGGCUGAAAUAGCAAGGUGAAUUCUUUCUGCUUGAUUUUUAAAGUCCUAGUGACCAAGAACAUAAUUUUCCCAAGGUUCUCUACAAACAUUGGUUGUGGUUUAGGUUAUAUUCACUCAUUGGAAACUGCAGCAUGGUUCUGCAGUGUGCUUCAAAGCCAGCGUAGCUCUGCUUUCCAGUCUGUUUUGAGUCGUCAAGCACUUCAUCCUUUCUCAUCGCAGCAACUAUGUGUUUUCUCUACUACAAACAGCACCUAUCUCAUGUUUUUUGCCCCUUUUGGGUCAUUCCUAAUGCUCUGCCACCCUUCUGUGCUAUGAUUUUUGGAAUGAGAAAUAAAUGUAAUUAUAAGCAAAACUGUCUGCUGAGGGUGGAAACUGUCUGAGGAUGUGCCUUGACGAGAUUAUUCCCACUCUGGGAAGAAUUCCUUUCUCUGACCUGUUUUCUCUUUAGGAGAUGCUGUCUCCACUAUGGCAACAUCUCUUCAGAAAAUUCAAUGCUAAGCAGUUUCAAAACUUAGAAGCCAGGUCUGUGCCUCUCCUGGCUGGGAGAGGCAGUAACUCUCAGGUACCUGUAAUUCCCCUGCUCUGAUUACCUGAGAAUAGAGUGCCCUCAGAGCUGCUCACUACUGAUUGCUGUACAUUUUCAAUAGUAAUCCCUACAGAGCAGCAAGCUGGCAAAUAUUCUGCUUGAUGAAGAUCCAUCAUGGUUGUUCUUUGUACAUCUCCCUGCUUUGUUAUCUGUCACCCUACAUUUAUCAGAACAAUCAGUGUUUGGAAUUUCAUACCUAAAUCUGGCUUGACUGCCUGAUGAGCUACUGUAGUCGUGAAAGAGGCAGUUUCCUUAAAAAUGUUGGCAUCUCAAUCUUCACCCUUUU
Meleagris gallopavo (turkey) is the source of this 3113-nucleotide messenger RNA. Lineage: Eukaryota; Metazoa; Chordata; Aves; Galliformes; Phasianidae. The record is from RefSeq and is a predicted model, not a curated record.